Orycteropus afer afer is the source of this 4329-nucleotide messenger RNA. NCBI's taxonomy places the organism in Eukaryota, Metazoa, Chordata, Mammalia, Tubulidentata, Orycteropodidae. The record is from RefSeq and is a predicted model, not a curated record.
AUGCCGGGCAGUUUGCUGCAUCUGGAGGAGCUCACUGGAGAAUCUCCAACAGUGAAGCGGGUCUUCAGCUACCGGAAAACACGUUAUGGGAGGGGGAAGGUUGGACUGCUCACAUCUUUGUGGUCUUUGGAAAUGACAGUGAUGGAAUCUCAACUGGAGCUGUGGAUAGAGACCCAGGCCCCUUGGGAGAACAUCACACUGUGGUGCAGAAUUCCCUCUGGGAUAUCUAGCAGGUUCCAGCUGCUGAAGGAUAAGACACAGAUGGCCUGGGUGCGACCUACCCGUAAGACCUUCCAAGUUCCAUUCUCCAUAGGUGCCUUUACUGAGUCCAAUACAAGUCUUUACAGGUGCUGCUACUGGCAAGAGAUGGGCUUUGGUAAAAUUUUAGCGUUAGAGGCACCAGGCCAAUUUCCCAAGUCCAUCUUCUGGAUGCAGGCCGAGAGCUCCACUCUUCCUGCAUGUAAUGUUCACACACUUUGCCAUGGAUGGCUGCAGGAUUGGGUAUUCAUGCUGUUUAAAGAGGGAUAUGCUGACCCUGUGGAUUACCAAGUCUUAACUGGGACAGCGGCCACAUUCUCCAUUGACAACAUGACACCUGAGAAUGAAGGGGUUUCCAUGUGGCACACUCAUAUCCAGAUGCUCCCCACCCUGUGGUCAGAGCCCGGCAACCCCCUGAAGCUGGUUACAGCAGGACUCUACCCCAAGCCAACUCUGACAGCCUAUCCCGGGCUCAUUCUAGCACCUGGAGAAAGCCUGAAUCUCAGAUGCCAGGGGCCAAUCUAUGGAAUGACCUUUGCUUUGAUGAGGCUUGAAGACUCGGAGAAGUCUUUUUACCGCAAGAAGCCAAUGAAAAAUGAGGCAUAUUUCUUCUUCCGGGCUUUGAACAUCACCGAUGCUGGACAUUACCUCUGCUUUUACUAUGAUGGGUCACAUAGGGGUUCACUCCUUAGUGAUAUCCUGAAAAUCUGGGUAACCGACACCUUCCCCAAGACCUGGCUACUUGCCCAGCCCAGUCCUGUGGUUCAAAUGGGUCAGAAUAUGAGCCUGUGGUGUCAAGGGCCAGUGGAUGGAGUGGGGCUAGCACUCUAUAAGAAAGGAGAAGACAACCCACUUCAACAAUUAGAUGCCACCAACAUUGAUGGUGAUAAUUCAUUCUCCCUCAACAAUGUGACCUACAGUGAUGCUGGCAUCUAUUGCUGCCACUAUCUCCUCACCUGGAAGAGCUCCAUUAGGAGGGCAGCAUCCAACACUGUGGAGCUUGUGGUUAUAGAUAAGCCUCCUAAACCCACCCUGUCAGCUUGGCCCAGCACCAUCUUCAAGCUGGGAAGAGCCAUCAUCCUUCCGUGCCAAGUACCUCAUCCAGUACUUGAAUUUUCCCUGGAACGGGAUGAAAGAGCAACAUCCCUAAAAUUCUCGGUGGAUGGAGACUUCCUCAUCAGUUACAUCGAAAGGAAAGGCAUAGGAACCUACAGAUGCAGCUAUCGCCUAGAGGCACGCCCUGACAUCUGGUCACAUCACAGUGAGCCUCUGAAGCCGAUGGGGCCAUCAGGCUAUCUCAUCUGGAAUUACAUUCUGAAUGAAGCUAUCAGGUUAUCCCUAAUCAUGCAGCUUGUUGCCUUGCUGUUGGUAGUGCUGUGGAUAAGGUGGAAAUGUCGGAGACUGAGAAUCAGAGAAGCCUGGUUGCUGGGAACAGCUCAAGGGGUCACCAUGCUCUUCAUAGUCACGGCCAUUCUCUGCUGUGCAGUUUCUUUUGCAGGACUGUGCAAUGGGGUAUUGACAGAAGAGACUGAAAUAAUCAUGCCAACCCCUAAGCCUGAGCUGUGGGCAGAGACCAACUUCCCCCUGGCCCCGUGGAAGAACUUAACCCUCUGGUGCAGAAGCCCCUCUGGCUCAACUAAGGAGUUUGUGUUGCUGAAGGACAGGACCGGGUGGAUUGCAACUCGCCCAGCCUCAGAGCUGGUCCGGGCUGCCUUCCCCCUUGGUGCCCUGACCCAGAGCCAUGUCGGGAGUUACCACUGCCAUUCCUGGGAAGAGAUGGCUGUGUCAGAGCCCAGUGAGGCACUUGAGCUGGUGGGAACAGAUAUCCUCCCCAAGCCUGUCAUUUCGGCUCCCCCCCCAAUCCGGGGCCGAGAACUACAAAUCCAGUGCAAAGGAUGGCUGGCAGGCAUGGGGUUUGCUCUGUUUAAGGAGGGAGAGCAGGAACCUGUCCAGCAACUUGGUGCCGUUGGGAAAGAAGCCUUCUUUACAAUCCAAAGAAUGGAGGAUAAAGACGAAGGCAAUUAUAGCUGCCGCACUCACACUGAAAAGCGCCCCUUCAAGUGGUCUGAGCCCAGUGAGCCCCUGGAGCUUGUCAUAAAAGAAAUGUACCCUAAACCUUUCUUCAAGACAUGGGCCAGCCCAGUGGUCACCCUUGGCGCCCGAGUGACUUUCAAUUGCUCGACUCCUUACCAGCACAUGAGCUUUAUUCUUUACAAAGAUGGAAGUGAAAUCGCAUCCAGUGAUGGGUCUUGGGCAAGUCCAGGGGCCAGUGCAGCUCACUUUAUGAUCGUUUCUGUGGGCAUUGGUGAUGGAGGGAAUUACACCUGCCGCUAUUAUGACUUUGCUGUCUGGUCAGAGCCCAGUGACCCUGUGGAGCUCGUGGUGACAGAAUUCUACCCAAAACCCACUCUCCUGGCACGGCCAGGUCCUGUGGUGCUUCCUGGGAAGAAUGUGACCCUGCGUUGCCAAGGGGCCUUCCAGGGUAUGAGGUUCGCCCUCUUGCAGGAGGGAACUCAGGAUCCCUUACAGUUCCAGAGUGCCUCAGGGAACUCAGCUGACUUCCUCCUCCACACUGUUGGAGCAGAGGACUCUGGGAACUACAGCUGUGUCUACUAUGAGACGACCAUGUCAAACAGGGGAUCACAUCUCAGCAUGCUCGUUAUGAUUUGGGUAACUGACACAUUCCCCAAGCCCUGGUUGUAUGCUGAGCCCAGUUCUGUGAUGCCCAUGGGGCAAAAUGUUACUCUUUGGUGCCGAGGCCCAGUCCGUGGAGUAGGGUACAUUCUGCACAAGGAAGGAGAAGCCCCUUCAAUGCAGCUCUGGGGAUCCACCAGCGCUGAUGGAGCAUUCCUCAUCACCAAUGUAUCUGGGGCUAGCAUUGGCUGUUACAGCUGCUGCUACCACCCUGACUGGACCAGCCCUAUCAAGAUAGAGCCUAGCAACACCCUGGAGCUCAUAGUCACAGGCUUGCUCCCCAAGCCCAGCCUGUUAGCCCAGCCUGGUCCCAUGGUGGCUCCUGGAGAAAACCUGACUCUUCAGUGCCAGGGGGAAUUGCCAGACUCAACAUUUGUUCUGGUGAAGGAGGGGGCUCAACAGCCCUUAGAGCAACAGAGGCCAAGCGGGUACAGGGCUGACUUCUGGAUGCCAGCGGUGAGAGGUGAAGAUUCUGGAAUCUAUAGCUGUGUUUAUUAUUUGGACUCUGCUCCCUUUGCAGCUUCCAAUCACAGUAACCCCCUGGAGAUAUGGGUGACUGAAAAGCCCCCAAAGCCCUCUCUGUCAGCAUGGCCCAGCACUGUGUUCAAGCUAGGGAAGGAUAUCACCCUUCAGUGCCGAGGACCUCUUGCAGGGGUUGAAUUUGUCCUAGAACGUGAUGAAGAAGAAGCACCCCAGCAAUUCUCAGAAGAUGGUGACUUUGUCAUCAAUAAUGUGGAAGGGAAAGGCAUUGGAAACUACAGCUGCAGCUACCGCCUCCAGGCCAACCCUGACAUCUGGUCAGAGCCUAGUGAUCCUCUGGAGCUGGUGGGGGCUGCAGGGCCUGUUGCUCAGGAGUGCACUGUGGGUAACAUUGUGCGAAGUACCCUGAUUGUGGUGGUUGUCGUAGCCUUGGGAGUGGUGCUAGCCAUAGAGUGGAAGAAGUGGCCCCGACUCCGAACCAGGGACUCAGACACAGAUGGAAGAGACCAGUCCAUAGCCCUUGAAGAGUGUAACCAAGAAAUAGAACUAGGCACUACCACCAACUCUCCUUCAUCAAUCUCUCAGGGAACCUCGGAGGAACUGCCAGUCCCAAUCUAGUAACCUCCUCAUUUACAAGAACUUUCCCCUCCUCUCUUUUACCCUCAGAAACCUACAGAUCCAACUGGUUUCCCUGGGACACAGCCCCACCUACUGCUCCUUGGCUUCUAAUCACCUGAGUUGGGUCAAAGGGAUUCUGGAAGUUGAGGGCUCUCCCAGGGUGAGAUGUUUCCUGAAGAGAGGUUCCCUAUCCUGUAACUCCUCACUGUACUUAUUUACUGGUGCAUGAAAUUCUAUUAAAAAUGUGUUCUGAAUAAAGAGAGUAUUCACUAUUUAACU